Desarmillaria tabescens is the source of this 718-nucleotide messenger RNA. Its product is annotated as kinase-like domain-containing protein. The record is from RefSeq and is a predicted model, not a curated record. Lineage: Eukaryota; Fungi; Basidiomycota; Agaricomycetes; Agaricales; Physalacriaceae. Gene Ontology annotation, molecular function: protein kinase activity; ATP binding. The annotation marks the transcript as partial. The transcript has 4 exons. Gene Ontology annotation, biological process: protein phosphorylation.
ACAUACCGAAAUAAGGGGGAAGAACGGUACGUAGCGGGAAAGAAGAUACUCACCCAUUAUGGUAUCGAGCAAGCGGAAAGAGAACGUUCAAUUCUGGCGCAAGUUGAUCACAUCCACGUAGUUCGAUUUCUGGGAUCGUAUUUUGACCAACGGACAAGCGAGUUCUGUGUCUAUACGGGUUACGUCCCCGGCGGAACGCUUGCAUCAUGCCAGUUACUCGAAGCAGAUGUGAAAGUACUAAUCCGUCAGGUCCUGGAUGGUCUUAUCUUCCUACAUCGUCAGAAUAUCGUGCAACGUGACAUCAAGGGAUCCAAUUUGUUCAUCACAGUCGACGGCUGCGUCAAAUUCGGAGACCUUGGUUGUGCAACUGUUAUCGAUCUAACACGGAAGCUGCUUUCUCGCUCCGCCACCCCUUGUUUCAUGUCUCCGGAAUUGUUAUUCACUGAUCAUUAUGAUGAGAAGACUGACAUUUGGAGUUUGGGCAUGGUGAUUAUUGAACUGUUGAAGCAGAGGCACCCUUGGGCGAGGAACAAACCUGCUCGUAUUGUUGUAAUGAUGCAUGAGCGCGAUCAACACCUACCGACGCUGCUCAGAGGGAUCACUUCUGAAUCGAUCAAAUCUAUUCUGGGAAAAAUCUUCGUAGAUCAAGGAGCCAGACCUUCCGCUCUCCAGUUGGUGAACGACAAGUGGUUCUCAAUUGCUUAAAGGAUGCCGGAUU